Messenger RNA from Penicillium atrosanguineum, 1401 nucleotides. RefSeq names its product proline dehydrogenase family protein. Lineage: Eukaryota; Fungi; Ascomycota; Eurotiomycetes; Eurotiales; Aspergillaceae. The record is from RefSeq and is a predicted model, not a curated record. The coding region runs from base 1 to 1401 and encodes 466 amino acids. Gene Ontology annotation, cellular component: mitochondrion. Gene Ontology annotation, molecular function: proline dehydrogenase activity; FAD binding. The transcript has 2 exons.
AUGAUUCCUCGAUCUACGUCUCUCCACGUUGGAGUGAACACCCGCGUUUUGCAAGUGCAAACAGCAAUCUACCGGCGUCAUCGCUCAACCAAGCAAAGGUUCCAUGAUGCAGCAGUUGUCACACCAACAACCCAGCCUCCACUGGAAGUCUCGUCUAUGGCAAGACUUCCAACCAGAUUUGUCUUGCGUUCUUUGCUCUUGACCUCUCUUAUGUCCUCCAAAUUAGUUCUCAAGCCUGCACUAGCCGUGCUCAACGUCGUCACGAAUUCCAAGUCUGCGAUCCUCAACCCCGAUCGAAACCGUAUCCUCAAUAAAGUCCUCCGAUGGACAGUGUAUGAUCACUUUUGUGCGGGCACGAAUCGGGCAGAAGUGUCGAAAACAGUUGCAGAUAUAAAGAGCAUUGGCUAUCAAGGAGUCAUUCUGGGUUAUUCGAAAGAGAUCGUGCUGGACCCCAACGAGAAGUUGGCUCGCGAUGAGGCUGGCUCGACAACCUACAGUGACAAGUGCUAUAACAUGGUGGAAGAAUGGAAGAGAGGUACACUCGAUACUCUCAGUAUGGUCGGAUCUGGAGAUUUUCUGGCUGUGAAACUCACAGGUGCCGGCCCAAUUGCCGUUGACGGCAUGGCAGAGAAGAGUGCCAUGCCCGAAGUUAUGAUCAAAGCUAUGGAUGAAAUUUGCAGCGCUGCUCAAGCACAGGGAUCACGCCUGUGGCUAGAUGCUGAGCAGCAGGUUCUCCAGCACGGCCUAGAUGACUGGGCUAUUGAGAUCAUGCGAAAACAUAACAAAUCCGAUGAACCGCUUGUGUACAACACUAUUCAGGGAUAUUUGAAAGCUUCAAAGGCAAAUCUCGAUAAUCACAUCACCUUGGCGGCAAAGGAGGGCUGGGCCCUUGGAAUUAAACUGGUUCGAGGAGCAUACAUUGAACACGAAACACGAUCUCUCAUCCACGAUACCAAGGAAGAGACAGAUGAAUCCUACGAUCUAAUUGCCGAUACAAUGCUCUGUCGCAGAAUGCCCGAAGGGAUCAAAGAAUUGACAUUCCCUCACGCUGCCCUUUUCCUUGCCACACACAAUGCCGCGAGCGCCGCUAAGGCAAUUUCCACUCACCAGAACCGUCUGCUUGCACACAAGCCAACGGUGAUGCUCGAAUGCGGACAGAUCCAAGGAAUGGCAGACGAGCUUAGUUGCGAACUGGUGCAGAACUAUGAGCGUGCUUUGAAGGAUUCAUCUGCGGCGAACAUGUCAGUUCCUAAGGCUUUCAAAUGCAUGGCGUGGGGAUCAGUCUCCGAGUGCAUGCAAUAUCUUCAUCGUCGGGCUAUUGAAAACAAGGGUGCCGUUGAGCGUACACAACAUAUGGUGACUGCUCUGCGCCAGGAGCUUUGGCGAAGAAUUGUGGGUUGA